Thlaspi arvense is the source of this 546-nucleotide messenger RNA. NCBI's taxonomy places the organism in Eukaryota, Viridiplantae, Streptophyta, Magnoliopsida, Brassicales, Brassicaceae. The record is from the annotation of a GenBank genome assembly.
UCCAAAAAUUCAGAGGAAAUUGCUCUAUUUUUUGUUUAUCAAACUUCACAUCUCCUUCUCUCUGCUUCGUCUUCACGAGUACACACAGCCAUGGACAGUCUCAUUGCUCAGUUACAGAGGCAAUUUCGUGAUUACACCAUUUCUCUCUAUCACCAGGGAUUUCUGGAUGAUCAAUUCACCGAAUUGAAGAAGCUGCAAGAUGAAUGUAGCCCUGAUUUUGUGGCUGAGGUUGUUUCUCUGUUCUUUGAGGACUGUGAGAAGCUUAUCAGUAACAUGGCUAGAGCUCUAGACCAGACAGUAAAUGUAGAUUAUAAGCUGGUAGGUUCUAGUGUUCAUCAACUCAAAGGUAGUAGCUCAAGUGUUGGUGCCAAGAGAGUCAAAGGUCUUUGUGUUACCUUCAAGGAGUGUUGCGACUCUCAGAACUAUGAAGGGUGUGUGAGAUGCUUGCAGCAGGUGGAUAUUGAGUAUAAGUCAUUAAAAGCAAAGCUUCAAGAUUUGUUCAAUCUUGAGCAACAGAUUGUCCAAGCUGGUGGUAGAAUCCCUCAG